Molecule: messenger RNA, 884 nt
Organism: Thalassophryne amazonica
Lineage: Eukaryota; Metazoa; Chordata; Actinopteri; Batrachoidiformes; Batrachoididae
Product: forkhead box protein N5-like
Exons: 9
Coding region: 1-759 (252 amino acids)
Biological process (GO): regulation of DNA-templated transcription
Cellular component (GO): nucleus
Molecular function (GO): sequence-specific double-stranded DNA binding; DNA-binding transcription factor activity
Source: RefSeq, a predicted model, not a curated record
AUGAAUUUGCAACUUUGCAACAAAGCUCGGCUGUUGGAGCUGCACUGCUCGACAGGCCUCACAGACUGGGAUAUGGAAAAGGAGCUGAAGCUGGCGACGACCACUGAUCAGUUCUGUCAAGAUGACAAGGUAAAUGAUCAGUACCUUGUCCAAUGGCACUAUUCUAGAAUUACAAGAAGAAACGAUGAAGGGAACUGGCAUGAACAGAAAUCAGAUUCAUUUGUGCAACCAACCCUUUGGCUCUUGGUGAAUCCUAACCUUGCUUGCCGAUCCAAGUCGAAGAUCAGAAGGGACUAUGCUUCUUCAGUGGAUUUCCCUGUCUGUCAACCAGUGAACAGCAGACGCAGAGUGAGAACCAUGAAGGCCAGGGAUGGUAAUCUGCUGAAGCCAGGAGGAUGGUCUCGUCCACCAGUCAACUACUGCAUUCUCAUCGCCAUGGCACUGAGCAGCAGCCCCAACAGGAGUCUCAAUGUUCAGCAGAUUUAUAAUUUCACAAGAGAGCACUUCCCCUUCUUUCAGACGGCUCCAGAUGGCUGGAAAAACACCAUCCGACAUAACCUGUGCUUCAGCAACAGUUUCCGUAAAACACCCCACCAGCUGUGUCGAGAUGGGAAGAGAAGGUCAUGUUUGUGGCACCUGACAAAUGAUGGCCGGCGGAGGCUAAGUGAUGAGAUCCACACACUGUCAAGCGAGUGUUUCAAGGAGCUAAAGAAAAGCAUGUCUCAUCCAGAACUAAUCCGGAGUUUGUUUGCAGUGUGACUGGAGCAGUUAAGUUGAUUAUGAUGAACUGCCUAUCAACACUCUUCCUCAUCCUCAUCAGUACAACCUUUGGACUGGGAUCAGUGGUGUGGAGAGUGUACACAUACCACUACCAGGGGCCCAAG